Molecule: messenger RNA, 714 nt
Organism: Saccostrea echinata
Lineage: Eukaryota; Metazoa; Mollusca; Bivalvia; Ostreida; Ostreidae
Exons: 7
Coding region: 1-714 (237 amino acids)
Source: RefSeq, a predicted model, not a curated record
AUGGAAGAAAACAAAGAACAGGCCAAGAAAAAAAUUGUAAGUGCUCAAAUUGGUGGUUGUUCCCCAGAAUAUAUCGCUGGAAGAUGUGACGACACGGAGUUCUGUUUCUGUAAAGAUGGUAAAUGGAGGAGAACAAAUUUAUCAAUCGCUCAAACCAUUGAUUCUACACUAAUAUCGUUCAGUAAACUCUGUGUCUGUACAGGGUCAGCAUUCCUAAGUUGUCCCAACAAAUAUUAUUCAUCAAAGCUUUUAAAUAUGAGUGAUUCUCAAAGUACUCUAUCAGAUCAAACCUGUACGAAUUCAACAGCAAAUGCAGUACCAGCUGUUACUACGAAUACAGAAAAAUCUACAGACUCAACAACGACUACAGAAACUGCAGAUCAGAACUGCUGUUGUUCUGCGGAGUUUCAAGCCAAGGUAGACUACUGGAAAAAUGAAACCAACCAACUUCUCCAUCGCUUAAACUUGGACAGCAGCAUUCUGGAAAUUCGAAAUGAGUUGACGAUGGAAAAGAAAAACCUGUCGUCCAUCAAACGUUUACGGACAUGUGCGCCUGAUCAGCGGGACUCUGCGGUUGUGGCAGGAUAUAUAGGCGCCAUUAUUAUCAUAUUUGUUAUCUCUGUUGUUAUAAUAAUUGACUUACCUAUUUUGUUUUCGGAUAUACACAAAAUAAUUAUUCACUCCUGCUGGGACACUGCCAAUGUAGAAAAUUAA